AUGAAGCUCCAGACUACCCUUCUGUUGAUCUGUCUAUUGAGGACAAGCAUUACUCUUCCAGUGCAGAUUGGAAUUCUUGCAAGCAACAGCAAUGAAAUCCUGAGACUGAAUGGACUAACUCUUGCAGCUCUUGGACAAACACAGGGAUCUUCAAUAUUACCCCAAUAUGUGCUGCAGCAGCAGCAGCCUGAGGUGCUGCUCACUCCACAGGUGGUGAACUUAAACCCUCAAAUGGCCGGUCCCUUCAGUCCCCAGGGGCCCCAGCUGUUUCUCCCCAGCCAGGGCAACCAGUUUACGCCUAUGUUCAUCCCCAACGGCCAGCAAGAGCAGCUUGGGCCUCCACAGGACCCCAACGCUGCUAAUGUCCCUCAACAGGCCCAGAACCCUGUUCAGAUGUUUCCACAUUUCCAGUACCCGUCUUAUGGAUUCCCUCAGUUUCCCAGACAGCAGGGAUUCUCUUACUUUAUGCCUCCGUACGGCUAUCCUCAGCAGAGGAAUACUGCAGUGCUGCAGCCAAACAAUGGUCAGCAAACCCUGGAGAGAACCACACAGAGACCACAGCUCCCUCUUCAGCAGGCUUCCCAGCCUAAGGUGCAAACAGAAAAAAAAGAGUCUACUACAAUUCCUCCUGAUCCUCGUGGCGACACAUCUGGCCCAGGGAUUGAUGAGGGUCACUCCAACUUCCCCUUCCUGUUUGAGCCUUAG
Messenger RNA from Morone saxatilis (striped sea-bass), 705 nucleotides. RefSeq names its product odontogenic, ameloblast associated (gene odam). The record is from RefSeq and is a predicted model, not a curated record. NCBI's taxonomy places the organism in Eukaryota, Metazoa, Chordata, Actinopteri, Moronidae. The transcript is spliced from 9 exons. Bases 1 to 705 code for a protein of 234 amino acids.